AUGGAGCGAUUCGAGGUCUGCUCGGUCACCGCCAUGUCCGAGAGCCCCCAAAUCAAGAUCCUGGCGCCGAAAAACGAAACCUGCAAAAGUUCAAUCGACCUGCAAGACUUUCUACACUAUUCGCUUGUUCCAUCAGUUGCCAUCGUUAUAGUGCUAUCGUGCCUUGAGAAAAGACCUAGAAGGCCUAUUGAUGAACAAUGCCCCCUUCUCAAGACCCAGUGUGGGACUCUGAUACCCUUGGAUUUCGUAGGGGCAUUCCACAAUCGGUGGUCACUGGCCUUUGCCUUUGGUGCUACAGCCAACAAGGUCAUGAUCCUGUUCUCAAAAGGAUCCCUCCCUGUGCAAGUGCCCCAGUGGGCUCGAGCUUUUGUGAUUCUAGUCUGUGCCAUGGAAGUCGGCCUUUCUUCCUAUCCAUUCUUCACCUGCCUUUCAACACAUUUCCAGAUCACAGGAGCCGUGCUUGGAUUCCUUUAUACGGGGUCUUGGUUUGCAGUCAUAGUGUUGAACACUGUGCAGUGCCCACAUGGACAAGUAAUGGGGGAAUAUGAAACAAUCAUUUUUUACUGGCCUUCCUUGCUCUGCCUGGUUUUCCUGCUGGGCAGAUUUAUCCACAUAUUGGUGAAAGCGUUAUGGGUCUGUCUCCGGCUGGGUCUUCCAACUGAGGAGACGUCAUUCCCUGGGAUUCAUCAGAUUCAUUAUGUCCAGCAACUGUUGAGGAAGCCUCCAAAGCAGCAGCCUCCAAAAUCCUGGAUUCAGCGGAAGGUGUACAAAUGGGACCCUUACUUUCGAUUCCCCAGCAGAAUGACCUGCAUGGCUGGGCUGGCCAUAAUCUGCCUCUACAUGUUCGUCGUAAUGGAGUUUUACGUUAAGAAACGUGUGUUACAUACAUUGAACACUCUGGAGGAGCAUUUUGAGAUGCUGGUAGCUGCCAGGAAUGCAUCAGAAGUACUUGCGUCAGCUGUCGAACAUUUGAAAGAGUUUAUUGAUGUCACAGAAGAGGUCUGGAUUGUCACUACCUUCACCACCUGCCUCACCAGCGUCAGCUACGUGUUCCACAUCUUGGCUUGCUACAGAAAACACAUGAAGCGACUGUGGGCAGGGGAGAAGCAAUUCCUUCCGUUGAGUUCUUACAAACUUUCUCACAGUGUGGCAGCAAUAGCAAGAUACUCGGGCUGGCAAAUCGCAUACCUUUUAUGGGGGUACCUGAUCAUCCACAUUGUGUCCACCGUCUUUGGAGUGAUCCUUGUGUACAGUUUUGUUUUGCUCAUAAAACACGGCCAAGUGUUAGAAAUUGUGAAAGGCUUGGGAACUGGGAUCCUCACAGUUGGCAUUAUGGUAGGCCUCAUGGUGCUGCAGGUUGCGAUGGCCACAAGGUUCUUUCUUCAGCCAAAGAUUUUACUGGAUGACAAGGAAAAGCCGUUGGCUCUUGACAACAGGAAAGCAUUCCACAAUUUCAACUACUUCUUUUUCUUCUACAACGUCUUACUGGGCCUGAGCGCCUGCCUGUUCAGGCUGUUGUGCAGUGUGGUCGUGGGAGCCUGGCUGAUUGCUCGCAUUGACAGGACGAUCAUGCCCAGAGGGUAUGAAGCAGCCGAUAUGGGAUUCAGGACCUGGAUUGGAAUGCUCCUGAUGGAUCACUACCACACAAAUCCCACCCUUGUCUGUUUUUGCCAUAUCCUUGUGGCCCAAAGCAGAGUGAGACAUCAGCAGAGAACCACAAGUUACCACUGCUUCAGUAAUGACACAGAUUUUAGGGUGUCGAAGAAAGCCAAGAUAAGAUGGCAGCUCCUCUACACCCUCCUGAACAAUCCCAGCCUCUCAGCAUUCAGGAAACCAAAAUGA
Molecule: messenger RNA, 1842 nt
Organism: Gekko japonicus
Lineage: Eukaryota; Metazoa; Chordata; Lepidosauria; Squamata; Gekkonidae
Exons: 18
Coding region: 1-1842 (613 amino acids)
Biological process (GO): vitamin A import into cell
Cellular component (GO): plasma membrane
Molecular function (GO): signaling receptor activity; retinol transmembrane transporter activity
Source: RefSeq, a predicted model, not a curated record